Insectozyma verbasci is the source of this 3747-nucleotide messenger RNA. The record is from the annotation of a GenBank genome assembly. NCBI's taxonomy places the organism in Eukaryota, Fungi, Ascomycota, Pichiomycetes, Serinales, Debaryomycetaceae.
AUGGCCACUGUUGUUCAACAGAGCUCACAAUUUGAAUUAAACUCCAGUAAUAGAUAUAGUCAAACAUCUUCAGAUUAUCCAUCUUCAUUAAAUGUAGAUAAAGUAGUUCAAUCUGUCACAAAUGCUACUAAAAGAUUAUCACAAAUUUCAACAAAUACAAAUUCUUCAUCUAAAAAACGUAAAUCUCAAAAUAAAAUAGGUCCAUGGAAAUUAGGUAGAACUUUAGGUAGAGGAUCAACUGGAAGGGUUCGAUUAGCUAAAAAUAUAAAUACUGGACAAUUAGCUGCUGUUAAAAUUGUCCCCAAAUCAAAUUUUAAAAAAUUGGAAAAUCCUAAAUAUAAACGACCUAAAGAUGAUUUAAAUUCAGAUGAUGUUGCAAAUAGAUUACCAUAUGGAAUUGAAAGAGAAAUUAUAAUCAUGAAAUUAAUUUCUCAUCCUAAUAUUAUGGGUUUAUAUGAUGUUUGGGAAAAUAAAAAUGAUUUAUAUUUAAUUCUUGAAUAUAUUGAAGGUGGAGAAUUAUUUGAUUAUUUAAUAAAAAAGGGGAAAUUACAUGAAAGUGAAGCACUCAACUAUUUUAAGCAGAUAUUAAAUGGUAUAAAUUAUCUUCAUCAAUUUAAUAUUUGUCAUCGUGAUUUAAAACCAGAGAAUUUAUUACUUGAUUUCAAUAAAAAUAUUAAAAUUGCUGAUUUUGGAAUGGCUGCUUUAGAAGUUAAAGAAAAAUUAUUAGAAACUUCAUGUGGUUCACCUCAUUAUGCAAGUCCAGAAAUAGUAGCAGGUAAGAAUUAUCAUGGUGCACCUUCUGAUAUUUGGUCAUGUGGAAUUAUUUUAUUUGCAUUAUUGACUGGUCACUUACCUUUUGAUGAUGAAAAUAUAAGAAAAUUGUUAUUAAAAGUUCAAAGUGGUAAAUUUUCAAUGCCUCAUGAUUUAAGUUGGGAAGCAAAAGAUUUAAUUAUGAAAAUGUUAAAAGUUAAUCCAAAUGACAGAAUUACAAUGGAUGCCAUUUUAACUCAUCCUUUAAUGAUGAAAUAUCCGGAACCAUUGAUUUCAUUUGAUCAAACAACAACAUUGGAUAUCAAAAAAUUAGAUUUUAAUCCAAUAAAAUCGGCUGAAUUAAUUGAUAAAGAAAUAUUGAAAAAUUUAUCAGUAUUAUUUCAUAAUUGUGAUGAAAAGACACUAAUUUCAAGACUAUUAUCAACUUCUAAAUGUCCCGAAAAGAUGUUUUAUUAUUUAUUAAUGAAGUAUAGAAAUGAACAUUUAACACAAUCAGAAUCAAAUGAGAGUCUUAAAAAUUUAGAAAAUAAGACAUCUAUUCCUAGAUCUACUUCAAUUGUAAAAACAACAAUAACGGAUAAUAUAACAGGAGAAACUUUUCAAGAAAUCACCACAUUUGAAAAAAUUCAUCAAUCAUCUUCAAUAUAUUCUAAUAAAUCAUUAAUUAGAUCAAAAUCAAAUACACCACCAGGAGUCUUAUCUAAUAUAACAAACAAAAAUCAUAAUAAACAAUUUAAAGCAUCAACUUCAUUUAAAAAAUCAAAAUUAUAUAAUAAAUCAAGAAACGGAAGUUCAAAAUCUUUAAAAUCAUCAAAUUCAUCAAAUAAUAAAAUAAAUACAACUCCAAUGAAAUCAAAACCAAUACUAAAUCCACCACAAUUAUCACAAUCAAAAUCUACAAAUUUUGAACUGAUGUUUGAUCAAGUAUUCAAUGAGAAUAAAGAAAAUUCAAAACCACAAAGAACUGCUUCUCAAAGAAAGCGAGAAAAUGCCUUAGCUAGAAAAGAAAGAGAAUUGGCACAACAAGUACGUGAAAGAAAUGAAAUUAGAGAAGCAAGAAUUAAAGAAGAAGAAGAGGCAAGAAUAGCAUUAGAUAAAGAAAAGAAAAGAAUUGAAGAAAAACGGUUAAAAUUAACACAAGAAGAAGCUCAACUUAAAGAGAAUCAAAGAAUAGCAAUUGAGAAAUUGAAGAAAAGACAAAGCACAAAUGAUUUUGAAGAAUUAGCAAGUAGUAACAGAUCAUUUACUGAACCUUCUCCAUCACCUAUUAGUUCAUUAGAUCCAAGAACGUCAUUAUUAAGGGCACGAACAUUAGGAGCUCCUCUAAAACAUAACUCAAACCAAUCAAUAAAUGAUAAUACAUCUAAGGUGUUACAUAAAUUAGGUAUAGAAGUACAAUCACAAUCACAACGACAGCCUAAAAAGACAUUCACAAGGGAAUUUAAAACAUCAAGUUCGAAAAAUUUAUCAACUUUAUUACCUUCAUCUCCUUCAGUAAUCAAAACAUCAAGUUCAAAAAACUUAUCUGAAUAUUUGGAAAAAUCAGAUCAUGCAAAUAAAAGAUUAAGUAUUGAUCAAUAUAAUGAAAUUGAAAAAAAUCCAUUAAAUUCAAUUUCAAAAAAUUCAUUAAAUAAAAGACAUAGUGAUCAAUCUUCAUAUUAUAAAUCAAUGUUGAAUAAUAUAGAUGAAAACAAGAUACAGACCAAGAAUACACCUGUCAAAUUACCAUCAGCGGAAGAAGAAGAUUAUAAUACUUCCAAUAUUUCACUUAUUCCUAAUCCAAGGUUUUCUAGAUUUUCAUUUGGUGGGUUAUUAACUAAAUCAAACACAAUAGCAAAUGAAGAUGGAGACAUUACGAUCCUAAACCAAUUGAACAAUUCAAACACAGUAGUCAGAAUAUCAGAGAAACUGAAUCAAUUUUUUGGAUUAGGUAUAAAAGUAAGAGAUCAACCACAAAGUAAAAUAGAAGAAGAAUCAUAUCCAAAUUAUGAAUUUGAAGAUUUUCAAUCUGAUUCAACUGAUGAUACAGAAUAUAGUGAAGAAAUGCCUACAAACCAUCACGAUAUGUCAAAUUUUGAAGUGAUAUCAUCUAGAACAGCAGAGAUAGGAAAAUUAAACACUCAAAUUCCAAAUAUAGUAGAUUCAAAGGAUACAUUAACUAAAUCAAUAAGUAAAGAAACACUCGUCAAAGAGGAAGAUGAUAGAUCAUCAUUUGGGGCUAAUAUUCAAGAUGAUGAUAAUUGUUCAAUUGCGGAAGAAUCAAUAGCAAAUGGAUAUGAAGAACAACAAGGUAGUUUAAAGAAAAGUAGACAUUCAACAGGAAUAUUCUCAACUGCUCAAAUUCCAAGAUCUCCAAGAGUAACAUCAAUCAAACAAGAGAAAAAAGAACAACCACAAGAAAAUCAAAAGAAAAAGGUCUCUAUCACUGAGGAUCAUAUUAUAAGUAGUCCCAUCAUAGAUUCACCGAAUUUAUUUAGAAGAUUUUCCUUAAAUCCAAAAAGACAAGCUCCUGAAAUUCCAAGACCUCCAUUACCAGAACUAGAAUCAACAAAAGGACAUAAUAGAUUUUCAAGAACAAGUGGGAAAUCUGAAACACAUAAGUCAAAUUGGUUUAAGAAAUUUUUUCAAAGUUUAUCGACCCCGAAAAGUAAAAACACAAAUAGUAAAGAUGUGAGAAUCAUAGAGAGUAAACUUACGAGUGCUGAAUUAAUCAGAAUAAUUAAGAAUCAAUUAGAGUUGAAAAAAAUAGAGGGAACAAUUUCAAAAAUGGAAAUUGAUGAUGAAUUUGGAUUGAUUUCAGGUACUAUUCCUUCUAAGUUUUCUAAAUUGAAGUUUAGGAUUGAAGUUAUUGAUUUGAUUCAUUCUUCACUGUUGCAUGUUAUUAAAAUAAAAGGGAGUGAGAAGAGUUUUGGUGGGUUUGUUAAUAUUGUUUCUUAUAUAAUUAAACAAGAGGAAAAGAAUAAGAAUAAAAACUAG